Messenger RNA from Aspergillus mulundensis, 6951 nucleotides. Its product is annotated as Non-ribosomal peptide synthetase. The coding region runs from base 1 to 6951 and encodes 2316 amino acids. Gene Ontology annotation, molecular function: phosphopantetheine binding; catalytic activity. The record is from RefSeq and is a predicted model, not a curated record. The transcript has 2 exons. NCBI's taxonomy places the organism in Eukaryota, Fungi, Ascomycota, Eurotiomycetes, Eurotiales, Aspergillaceae. Gene Ontology annotation, biological process: amino acid activation for nonribosomal peptide biosynthetic process; secondary metabolite biosynthetic process. Gene Ontology annotation, cellular component: cytoplasm.
AUGCCUGGCGUGGUAGACUCCGAGCCCUGGCUGCAGCUGGAGCUCAAACGGAUCUGCGCCAAUGUCCUGCAGCUGGACAUCAAAGACGUCGACCCCAAGCGAUCUUUUCUGUCUCUUGGUGGUGACUCCCUCCUGGCCAUCAAGAUCCUUGCGCAAUGUCGCGCCCAGGGCAUCACCAUCAACAUCGCCGAUAUCAUGGCGGCGACGACCCUGGAGUCCCUGUAUGGGAUGGCCCAGGGGCCACCUGAGCUCGCCUCGUCCAGCAGCGACAAGGACAGCUCCAUUGAAGGCUCCGGCACACUUACGCCAACGUCAGAGUCCGGCUCGACUGUGGCAGAGAUGAUCUCGCCUGACAUUGAGGCUAAACUGCCUUCCUCUCCCAUCCAAGCCAUUGUUCCCUGUUCGGCCAUCCAGGACAGAAUCCUCGUCAGCCAGCUGCAGAAUCCACAUCUCUACUCCUGCUGCUUUGUUCUCAGGUUCACACACUCCCAUUCUGGACUCCCCGUCGACGCCAGACGACUCGGUCAGGCUUGGGGUGAAGUCGUCAAGCGCCACUCCAGUCUGCGCACGGCUCUGGUCGAGAGCACACAGCGACCGGGCCAUUACAAUCAGGUCAUUCUCUCCGAGAUUGCUCCGUCUAUCGACUACUACAAGGGCUCAGAGCAUCUGUCCUCGGCCGAAUUCAACGUCAACAACCCAAUCGUCUUUCAACCGCACUCGAUCCCACACCACAUGCAGCUCGUCCAGGUUUCUCCGUCCGAAGUCUACCUGAAGCUGGACAUCUCGCACGUCCUCGUCGACGGACAAUCCGCCGAAGUCCUGCUCAAGGAUCUCAGCGACGCAUACCGCAAUGGCGGGCUCGGCCCUGCCCCGCUCUCCUACGCCGACUAUGUCUCCUCCUACCUCAACGAUCCAUCCCAGGUAGUCCAAACGGAAAGCACGAGCGAGAUCACACCGCUGACUGUCCCAAUGGACCGGCCAAACGAAGGCCUCUCCGACUUCCAAACUGUCAGCGCGAAAAUUCCGCUCGAUUCCCAGCUCGUCCAGGCCGUCUGCUCCAAGUACUCUGUGACCCUUGCGACCGUGUGCCAGCUCGCCUGGGGACUUGUGCUGCGAUGUUACGGCGGCGCGGAUAACGUGUGCUUCUCGUACGUCAACUCCGGGCGCUCCAUGUCUGUCCCUGGGGUGCAUGAUGUUAUCGGGCCGAUCGUGCAGACAUCCAUGUGUGCUAUCACCCUGCCUGCAGCGGGUGAGCUGUCCACUAUUCUGCGUGAAAUUCACAAGGACGCAGUAAAGGCAAUGUCCCAACUAUCGCCUCUCGAAUCGAACACCACGUCCAAGUCCGCCCGGCAGCUCAGCAACACGACCAUGUCGUUCCAGCGUGCCUUGGAUGAUAGCGCCGUGCAGAGGGCCGGUUUGGCUGUGAGGAUCGAGGGCAAGGCGAACCCGACCGACUACGACAUCUCACUCGGCAUCGCCGCAGGCCGCGACGGCCUCUCCAUUGACCUGGACUUCUGGAGCUCAAGACUGGAUGAGGACAGCGCACGAACUAUCCUCGGCGCAUUCGAGGCCGCCAUCAGAGGAAUCAUCAGUACGCCCGACACCACCGUCUCGGAUAUCAGUCUCCUCUCCUCGAGUGACGUCGGGCAGCUGGCGCAGUGGAACUCCACCAUCCCGAAGCCCCAGCGCGUCUGCGUGCACGACAAGAUCAUUGAGAUUGCGAAGCUGCAGCCAGAUGCUGUUGCCGUGAACUCAUGGGAUGGAGACCUGACGUACCAUGAGCUUACCGCUCAGGCUUUGACACUGGCUCAUCACCUGCGAAAUGAAUUUGGAGUAGGACCCGAGAAGUUCGUCGGCAUCUGCAUGGACAAGUCGAAGUGGGCGAUUGUUUCGAUGCUCGCUAUUCUUAUGGCCGGUGGCAUUGUCGUUCCGCUGGGCGUUACGCAUCCCAGGGCCCGUGUCAGGGGUCUUCUCACCGACACUGCUGCUGUUGCUCUGCUUGUUGACGCGAAACACGCAGACCGACUCGCAGACCUGGACCUCGAGAAUACAUCGACACUCCUGGUGGAUGAGCGGCUUUUAUCCUCUCUCCCCAGCAUCCCCGAGCCACCAGUAUCAGGAGUAACGCCUGACAACGCUGCCUGGGUCAUUUACACGUCUGGCUCAACGGGAGUCCCGAAAGGAGUCGUCUUGCUGCACCAGAAUAUCUCGACCAGUGUCCUUGCUCAUGGAGGGAUGUUCGGCGUCAACUGUACCACGCGGACAGCCCAGUUCGCUGCGUACACGUUCGACGUCAGUCUAUCUGAUAUUGUCAUGACGCUGUUCCAUGGCGGCUGCGUGUGCGUCUUCUCUGAAGAAAGCCGCAUGAACAAUCUCACCGAAGCCCUGCAGGCUCUGGCUGUUAACUACGUCAACCUAACGCCCACCGUGCUCGGUCUCUUGAGCCCAGCAGACCUGCCGAACAUCCGCACCGUCGUUGCAGGCGGAGAAGCGAUGGACCCCGGCAUCGUCGCGAAAUGGUCGCCCCACGCGCAAGUCUUCAACUCGGUCGGACCGUCUGAGACAACGAUCAUUGCGGUCGCUGCUGGUCCUGUCACGGAUCCAACCCAGGCAGCCAACGUCGGAUAUCCCACCAGCACUCGUCUCUGGGUGACGCUGCCCACGGAUCCAAACCAGCUCUGUCCGGUCGGUGUCCCCGGCGAACUCCUAAUCGAAGGCCCCAUGCUCUCGCGCGGCUACCUGAACGACCCAGAAAAGACAGCAGGCGCAUUCAUCACCAACCCAGCCUUCAUCAAGCACCUGGAGGCCGCGGACCCCGCGUGGAGGGUGCAGUUCCAGAACGCCGAGCGGCGGAUGUACCGCUCCGGCGAUCUGGUUCGACAGAAGAAGGAUGGGUCGUUGGUGCACAUGGGACGACGAGACACGCAGGUGAAAAUCCGUGGACAGCGCGUGGAGAUCGGCGAGAUCGAGUACUGGGUCAUGCAGCGGCUCAAGGACGUUCGGCGGGUUGCGGUCAUCGUCGUCGAGCGGGGGCAGGGCAGGGAGCAGAAGGCGCUCGUUGCGGCUGUUGAGUUCAACGAGGACACCGAGUUCUUCAACGCCAAUACUGCUUCUGCCAACAGGUCUGAUGAUAUGCCGCACUUGCUCCCACUGACUGAACCCUUGUCCGCGGCUUUGCACCAGUUGCGCAAUGACCUGAUGGACCAUCUCCCUCCGUAUAUGUCUCCAUCCAUGUACGCUCCAGUCUCCCAACUGCCCCUGAAUCUGUCCGGCAAGAUCGAUAGACGAGCCGUGACGCAGUUCAUCAACGACCAAGACGACGCCCAGCUACAGCAGUGCCUCGCCGUCCGUGGCUCACACAAAGAGCCGUCCACAGAGACGGAGCACAAGCUGCAGACGCUGUGGGCGAAGACGCUCGGUGUGGACAUCUCACAAGUCAGUGCGGACAGCCACUUCUUCCACAUCGGCGGUGACUCUGUAGCCGCCAUGCGCGUCGUCGCUGCAGCACGCGACGUGGAGCUCGUUCUCCGAGUCGCAGAUCUAUUCUCGUAUCCCCGUCUCGAUGACCUUGCGCGGGCGGUUGAGAGCCGAGUGCUCGAUGAAGAUACCGACGAGGAUCCAGCCCCGUUCAGCGUGUGGCGCGAAAGCCGGGGUAUCGCAUCCAGCGAGGAAGAAGACAAGCUGGCUCAAAUUGCGGAGCUGUGCAGCCUGCCAAUCGACCAAGUCGAGGACGUCCUCCCCUGCACGGCCCUCCAGGAAGGCCUCAUUGCCCUGACGGCGCAACAACCAUCGGCCUACGUCGACCGUCAGGUCUUUGCGCUCUCCGAUGAAGUCGAUGUCCCCCGUUUCCGAGGCGCCUGGCAGACGGUCGUCAAUCGCACGGCGACUCUUCGGACGAGGAUCGUGUCCGGCCCUGAGACAGGCUCGCUGCAGGUCGUCGUUGCGCCGGGCGAAGUCUCAUGGAGCGAGUCGUCUUCUCUCGAGGACUACCUGGAGGCCGACAAGGCAAAGGGCAUAGUCAUAGGGCAACCCCUGAACCGAUUCGCGCUGGUGACGCAGCCCGAUGGGCAGCGGUUCUUCGUGUGGACGGCGCACCACAGCACAUACGACGGCUGGAGUCGGGGCGUCGUCCUGCAGCAGGUGGCCGAUGUUUACCUAGGCAAGGAGCUGGCGCCAGUGGCCUCGUUCUCCCGCUUUAUCCGGUACACCCAGUCGCUGCCACAGGAUGCAGCGGCGUCGUACUGGAGGACUCAGCUUGGUGGCGAGACGCGCGCGGACUUCCCUGCGCUGCCGAGUGCAAAUUACAGACCUCGUCCGCAGCAGCGCCAUCAACAUGCUAUCACUUUGGCGAGGGGGACGGGCUCUAGCAACGCUAUGCUGCCGGAUCUCCUCCGCGGUGCCUGGGCGCUCGUUGUGCACCAAUACAUCGGCAAGAUUGACCCCGUCUUCGCCGUUGCGCUAUCUGGACGCAAUGCCCCCGUGCGCAACGUGACGAGUAUCGCUGGACCAACAUUCACGACCGUUCCUGUCCGUAUCUUCAUUAACCCCGAGCAAUCCGUCACCGAGUUCUUGCAGAGCGUCCGGCAACAGGCCAUCGAGAUGAUCCCCCACGAGCACACGGGUCUCCAGCGCAUCCGGAAGCUGGCGCCUGAACUCGCGAAUGCCCUAGACCUCAGACACCUCUUCGUCGUGCAGCCCGCCAACGAAGACGAGCGGAUGUUCAAGAUCCCCGGAGUCGAAGGCCACCUCGUUGCCGUGGACGAGUUCGACAGCUACGGGCUGAACGUGGAGUGCACGCUGUCCGGCGAGAGUGUUGAAGUGGACGUCCGGUUCGACGAGAAGAUGCUCUCGUCUGUUCAGAUAAAGCGCCUGGUCAGUCAGUUCGAGUCCGUGGCGCAGCAGUUGCAUGCCCAGGGCAGUAUCAAGAUCAGGGACAUUGAUUUCCUAGGCGCGGAGGAUGUCGAGCAGAUCCAGCGGUGGAAUGCUGAGCCCCUGACGCAGCCGAUCGAGGUCUGUCUGCAUGAGCUGCUCGCUGAUGUUGGUCGGGCGCGGCCUGAUGCGGUGGCCGUCGAAGCGUGGGAUGGCUCCUUGACGCAUGCGCAGAUGCAGGAGUAUGCUUCGGCACUCGCCAGCCAUCUGGUUAGCCUUGGAGUUGGGCCCGAGGUGUGUGUCCCCGUGUGUCUGGACAAGUCUGUCUGGGCUGUUGUCUGCUUCUUGGGCGUUCUCAAAGCAGGUGGCGUGGUUGUCCCCCUUGGAGUCGGGCAUCCUGUUGGUCGCAUUGCAGGCAUCGUCGAGGAUACGAAGGCCAAGGUCAUUCUGGUCGAUGCUCUUCAGGCUCUGAGGUUGUCAGACCUCACCUCACAGGGCCUCACUCUCCUCACCGUGGAUGCUCACCUCCUCAACGCCCUCCCCCCAGCUACACACCACACAGCCGUCACACCCAGCAACGCCGCCUGGAUCGUCUUCACCAGCGGCAGCACCGGUAAACCCAAAGGCGUCGUCCUCACCCACACCAAUCUAUCGACCGUCGUCGUAACCCACGGCGCCCGCUUCGGACUCGGUCCUCACACGCGCACCAUCCAGUUCGCAGCCCAUACCUUCGACGCCCUGCUACAGGACUACUUCACGACACUAGUCAACGGAGGAACAGUAUGCGUUCCGUCCGAGGGCGACAAAAUGAGCAACCUCGCGGGCGUGAUGCGCUCCAUGAACAUCAACUUCGCGAACCUCACAUCAACAGUCGCACGCCUUCUUACACCGCAGCUCGUCCCGAGCCUCAAGCUCAUCGUGCUAGCAGGCGAGCAGAUCCAAGACACCGUCGUGGAAACAUGGUACAAGCACGCCGCGGUCCUAAACUCCUACGGCCCCAGCGAAUGCAGCAUCAACUCAACCUGCAACGGCCCGAUCACCGACAUCAGCGACGCCCAAAGCGUCGGGCACGGCAUGGGCGCCCGCCUCUGGAUCGCCGACCCAACGAACCACCACCGUCUCAGCCCCGUCGGGAUCCCCGGCGAGAUCCUCAUCCAGGGGCCCGGCAUGGCGCGCGGGUACCUGAACGACGCGGCGAAAACGGAGAGCGCCUUCAUCCGCAACCCGGGCUUUGCGGCGCGCUUCGGGCUCGCGGGGUCGGAUUGCCGGGUGUAUGCGACAGGCGACCUGGGCCUGCAGACGGAGGACGGAAAGGUGACGUAUCUGGGGCGGAUCGACACGCAGAUCAAGAUCCGGGGGCAGCGCGUGGAGGUGGGCGAGAUCGAGCACUGGAUUGGACAUUCUUUGGGCCAAGGCCAUGUCAAGCACGCGGCCGUUGUCCCGGUGUCGCGCGGGGAUAAGCAGCUCCGUCUUGCGGCUGUGAUUGAGUUCCACGGCGAGACACGGGAGCCUGAUACCCCGACGUUCGCAAACCUCAAGAAGACGCUCUCCUCGCAGCUCCCGCCGUACAUGGUUCCGGGCCUCUACAUCCCCGUGUCUCAAGUCCCACUGACAAUCUCCGGCAAACUCGACAGACGGGUUCUCAAGCAGAUGGUCGAGUCGAUGUCCGACGCAGAACUAGACGGGUACACGGCCGGGUCAAUCCGUCGGUAUAUCCCGCCUUCAACGCCGAUGGAGAAAGCCCUGCAGCGACUCUGGGCGAAUGCGCUGGGCAUGCAGCCCGACGCCGUCGGCGCGGACGACGACUUCUUCCAGCUGGGCGGUGACUCGGUCGUUGCGAUGCACGUGGCUGCUGCGGGUCGGGCGGACCAGAGCAUCGGGGGUCUGGGGCUGGCGGUGGGUGAGAUCUUCAUGUAUCCGCGGUUAUCGGACCUGGCGGCGUUUUUGGAGGGGAGGGAUGAUGGUGGGAUGGAGGGAGAGGGAGAGGGAGAGGGUGCGGGGGUGGGAGAUGACAGUGAGAGCCCGUUUGCGUUGCUGCAGGAGGCGUUGGAUUUGGAUUUGGAGUUGGAAGAGCUUGUAUAG